UGUUCAUUCUCUUGGGGGGUUUUCUUUCUGUGUUCUAAGCUCAGAUAGAUUCAUAGAUAGAUACAGCCCCUUAGAGAAAGAACAUGAAUUGCUUUUGUUUGUCAGGGAAAUCAAGCAAGAAGAAGCUUGAGACUGAUGAUUAUACCCACACUCAAAAACCCUCCAAUCUCUCUCCUUCAGAUAAGGUCAAAGUUGAAUUGAAACCAAAUGUUAAGAAAGAAGAUACUCCAAAGAAUGAUCAACUUGCUCAGGAUGUGGGGAAUUUGAAUAUGAAACAGGAUGUUUCCAUUGAAGGAGAAGACAGCGGUAGUCGGGCAGAGAUAUUCACUUUCGACGAACUUACUGCUGCGACCAGAAAUUUUGCAUUGGAUUGCUUUUUGGGCGAAGGAGGGUUCGGCAAGGUCUACAAAGGAUACUUGCAGAGAAUAGACCAGGUUGUAGCUAUUAAGCAAUUAGACCCUAAUGGACUUCAAGGAGUUCGGGAAUUUGCCGCGGAAGUGUUGACACUGAGUAAGGCAGACCACCCUAAUCUGGUCAAGCUGAUUGGAUUUUGUACUGAUGGAGAUCAGAGGCUGUUGGUUUACGAGUAUAUGCCGUUGGGAUCGCUCGAGUAUCAUUUGCUAGACCUUCCGCCCGGUAAAAAACCACUUGAUUGGAAUACAAGAAUGCAAAUAGCAGCCGGUGCAGCUAGGGGGUUGGAGUAUUUGCACGAUAAAAUGAAGCCUCCCAUCAUAUAUCGUGACUUGAAAUGCUCUAACAUUUUGUUAGGUGAGGGGUAUCAUCCCAAGUUAUCUGAUUUCGGGUUGGCAAAAGUAGGCCCGAGCGGUGACAAGACACAUGUUUCAACAAGGGUGAUGGGUACAUACGGGUAUUGCGCCCCGGAUUAUGCGAUGACAGGUCAGUUGACAUUCAAGUCGGAUAUUUACAGCUUCGGGGUUGUUCUUUUGGAACUCAUCACGGGCAGGAAGGCCAUUGACCAUACGAAAUCCGGCAAAGAACAAAAUCUGGUUGCUUGGGCAAGACCGUUAUUUAGAGACCGGAGGAAGUUCUCAGAAAUGGUCGAUCCUUUGCUUGAAGGGAAAUACCCCGUGAGAGGUUUAUACCAAGCUCUUGCUAUCGCGGCGAUGUGUGUUCAAGAGCAGCCUAACAUGCGGCCGGUUAUAGUUGACGUCGUCACAGCUCUGAACUACCUCGCAUCGCAGAAGUACGAUCCUCAAAUUCCUCCUGUACAGGGCUCUAGAAGAGGUCCGAAUUCUCCGAAAGCGAGAAGGGAUGAUGACGGUAAUGAGAAUGAGUCAGAGAAAUCUGUAAACUAGGAAAGGUAGGUUAGAUUGGUAUAUUUGUCUCUGUUCAUAAUGUGAAUGUGCCUAGUUAUCAAUUUUUGUUUGAUAGAAAGAUAACUUGGUGCCUCAAAUGUAAGUCUUUCACAUACAGAAAAAAGAACCCCAAAAAAAAAAUCACCUUUUUAGAGUACUCCUUGGUGUACAUUCGAGCUUAUCUUGUUCUAUAAAAUUUCUCAGCUCCUUUCAUCA
Arachis duranensis is the source of this 1532-nucleotide messenger RNA. RefSeq names its product probable serine/threonine-protein kinase PBL7. NCBI's taxonomy places the organism in Eukaryota, Viridiplantae, Streptophyta, Magnoliopsida, Fabales, Fabaceae. The record is from RefSeq and is a predicted model, not a curated record. Gene Ontology annotation, biological process: protein phosphorylation. Gene Ontology annotation, molecular function: protein kinase activity; ATP binding.